Gossypium raimondii (Peruvian cotton) is the source of this 2040-nucleotide messenger RNA. Its product is annotated as L-ascorbate oxidase homolog. The coding region runs from base 173 to 1789 and encodes 538 amino acids. The transcript has 9 exons. The record is from RefSeq and is a predicted model, not a curated record. Gene Ontology annotation, molecular function: oxidoreductase activity; copper ion binding. NCBI's taxonomy places the organism in Eukaryota, Viridiplantae, Streptophyta, Magnoliopsida, Malvales, Malvaceae.
AACGCGGAAACGCGUUGCGCCGAUUGUUAGUUUAAAUGCAAGCUUACAACUUGCUUUAAAAAGGCCACUCUACUUCCACCAAGAUCUAGUGUAUACAUAUUUUUCCCUGUUUUGUUCUUAAAACAGUUUCACUUUCCAGGGAGUUUCAAACCAGCAGGGUAUAAGAGGAAAAAUGGUGAAAUGCUUCAUUCCCCAUUUGGUUUUUGGUGUUUUGGCUGUUUUGGGUGUGUCUUUGGUGAAUGCUGAAGACCCUUACUUGUAUUUCACCUGGACUGUUACUUAUGGUACUCGUUCUAUUCUUGGAGUUCCGCAGCAGGUUAUCCUUAUCAAUGGGCAGUUCCCUGGACCAAAACUUGAUGUAGUGACUAAUAACAACAUUAUCUUGAAUCUCAUGAACAAGCUUGACCAGCCUUUCUUGAUGACAUGGAAUGGCAUCAAACAAAGGAAGAAUUCAUGGCAGGAUGGAGUGUUGGGAACCAAUUGCCCCAUCCCUCCAAACUCAAACUAUACUUACAAAUUCCAGGCCAAGGAUCAGAUUGGAUCCUACACAUAUUUCCCAUCAACACUAAUGCAUAGAGCUGCUGGUGGAUUUGGAGCUCUCAAUAUAAUCCAUAGAAGUGUGAUCCCAAUCCCUUAUGCAAACCCUGAUGGAGAUUUCACUUUACUUCUUGGUGACUGGUUCAAGACCAACCAUAAGACAUUGCAGCAAUCUUUAGAGUCAGGCAAGUCUAUGCCCUUCCCUGAUGGAGUCCUCAUAAAUGGCCAAACACAAGCUACCUUCACUGGAGAUCAAGGCAAAACUUACAUGUUCAGGAUCUCAAAUGUUGGAUUAUCCACUUCCCUCAAUUUUAGGAUCCAGGGUCAUAAGAUGAAGCUAGUCGAGGUCGAAGGAUCUCACGUAAUUCAGAACUUAUAUGACUCUCUUGAUGUACAUGUUGGCCAAUCCAUAACCAUCUUAGUAACCUUGGACCAGCCACCAAAGGACUACUACAUUGUUGCAUCCACACGAUUUACUAAGACUGUUCUCACUGCAACUGCAGUGUUGCAUUACGCCAACUCUAAUGCUCCAGUUUCUGGACCGGUUCCAGCUGCUCCUGCAAAUGGAUUUGAUUGGUCAAUGGAGCAGGCGAGAACAUAUAGGUGGAAUUUAACAUCAAAUGCAGCAAGGCCUAAUCCUCAGGGUUCAUUCCAUUACGGGACGAUAACACCAACUAAGACUAUUGUGUUGGCUAACUCAGCACCUUUAAUAAAUGGAAAGUUGCGUUAUGCAGUGAAUGGUGUCUCCUAUAUAAAUCCCGAUACCCCUCUGAAGCUUGCUGAUUAUUUUAACAUCCCCGGAGUUUUUAGCAUGAAUUCCCUCAGUGAACUUCCUUCAGGUCGUGCUGCAACGCUAGCUACCUCUGUUAUGGCAACAUCUCUCCAUGAUUUCAUCGAAGUCGUCUUUCAGAACAAUGAAAACACCAUGCAAGCUUGGCAUCUUGAUGGUUACGAUUUUUGGGUCGUUGGGUUUGGCUCGGGGCAAUGGACACCUGACAAGAGAAAGAGCUACAAUCUAGUCGAUGCUCUUACUAGACACACUACUCAGGUGUAUCCGAAUUCUUGGACCGCCAUAUUGGUUUCCUUGGACAACCAAGGUAUGUGGAAUGUGCGAUCUACGUUAUGGGACAGGCAAUAUCUCGGACAACAAUUCUACCUCAGAGUCUGGAAUCCGGUUCGCAGCCUUGCUAACGAAUAUGACAUUCCCUCUAAUGUCCUACUCUGCGGCCAAGCCGUGGGGCGUCACCCGUAGUUCGAUUAAACCAUUGAAAACCAACUUUUUCUAGGGUCAUGAGAGUUUGACUGGCGGAGAAAAAUAGAUGAUAGAAAAGAGAAUGGAUCGAAAUCAUUGUUCUUUCAUUUGUGUAUCUUUAGAAGCAUUAGAUAAAUUAUGCAUUCAUUGGAUUGGAUUACUAUAUUAGCUCCAAGAGCCUGAAUUAUAUGUUAUAAAAAGAACUGAGGUUUUAUAAAUUUUAAACCAUAUAAAGAUCUAGCAUUUGGGUA